Drosophila persimilis is the source of this 729-nucleotide messenger RNA. Its product is annotated as glycine-rich cell wall structural protein 2. The transcript has a single exon. Lineage: Eukaryota; Metazoa; Arthropoda; Insecta; Diptera; Drosophilidae. The record is from RefSeq and is a predicted model, not a curated record. The coding region runs from base 1 to 729 and encodes 242 amino acids.
AUGCAUUCGACAACGCGACGUUUGGCCCUGGCCGGUCUCCUGGUGGCUCUGGGUGUCACCGCCUUUGCCAAGCCACAUGGCAGCUGGAGCAGCGGAGGCAGCAGCGGUGGAGGCGGCGGUGGCUGGUCCUCGGGAGGCAACAAGAUCAGCAUCAGCGCCUGGCCCUCUAGCGGUGGUUGGUCCUCUGGCGGAGGAGGAGGCAGCGGCGGCGGGGGCUGGAAAAGCAGUGGAGGAGGAGGAGGUAGCGGCUGGCAGAGUGGCGGAGGAAGCAGCGGCUGGCCCAGUGGAGGGGGAAGCAGUGGAUGGUCCUCGGGUGGAACCUCGGGCUGGCCCAGCGGUGGAGGCGGCGGGAGCUCUGGCUGGAAAGUGAGCUCGGGCGGCGGAGGUGGAGGCGGAUCCGGCUGGUCGAGUGCCUUAUCCGGCCUAUCCGACUGGAAGUCCCAAGCCUUGACAAGCCUCAGCAGCCUCAGCAGCGGCUGGAAGAGCGGUGGUGGCGGAGGCGGAGGCUGGUCAAGCGGUGGAGGCGGGGGCAGUGGUUGGAAGAGUGGCGGCGGCAGCGGAGGCAGCGGCUGGAAGAGCGGCGGCGGCGGGGGCGGAGGUUGGAAGAGCGGCGGCAGCAGCGGAGGCAGCGGAUGGUCCUUGGGCAGCAGCUCCUCGGCCUGGCCCAGCAAGAGCAGCAGUGGCUGGUCCUCCAGCGGCAGUGGAGGUGGCGGCGGCUGGAGCUGGUGA